Molecule: messenger RNA, 3571 nt
Organism: Eublepharis macularius
Lineage: Eukaryota; Metazoa; Chordata; Lepidosauria; Squamata; Eublepharidae
Gene: SMTNL2
Product: smoothelin like 2
Exons: 9
Coding region: 131-1555 (474 amino acids)
Biological process (GO): actin cytoskeleton organization; positive regulation of vasoconstriction
Cellular component (GO): M band; microtubule organizing center; I band
Molecular function (GO): protein phosphatase 1 binding; tropomyosin binding
Source: RefSeq, a predicted model, not a curated record
GGGCGCAGCACCAGGCUUGUUGGACGUGCAGCCUCGCGGGGCUGGAGAGGGGGACGGAAGGGCCGCUCCGGGCCGGGAGUCGCUGGGCGGGUCAGCGGGCGAGGGGGGCCCCCUCCUCCAGCGGGCCAGCAUGGACGUGAGCACGGCGCGGCCGUCGGCGAGCGACAUCGCGGACCUCAACAGCCAGGACGCGCAGACGGUGUGCGAGGCGCUGGGCCGCUACGAGGAGACGCUGCGCGGCGCCGUGCGGGAGAUCCACGUGGACAUCCAGGUCUUCAAGAGCGGCGUGGACCGGCAAGUGGCCGAGGUGCUGCGCCUGGCCAGCCCGCUGGCUCACACCGUGGCCGAGCUGCAGCAGGACAACCGGCACUUGCGCGCGCAGGUGGAGCGCCUGGCCCGGCAGGUGGAGGCCCUCCGCGGGGUGGCCGGGCUGGCGGACGACGGGGCGGACGAGCCGGGCGCCUCCCGGCUGAGAGGCAGCGCCCGGUUCUCCAGCCACGCCAAGCUGUCCUUGUCGGCCAAGAGCCAGAGCUUGGACUUGGAAGACCACAAUGACUUGGAGAGCCGGAGGGCUUCUGAUUUCUCCAUAGUUGAAAAUGGACAUCAGCCUUCAGGAGGCCUGGCCAAGCUUGCUCAGGAAACAGCCUCACCUCUUCACCUGUCGAAUGCGCCCCCUGAGGCACACGCUCCGGCAGUGAGCUCACGGAUGCCACACCUUCCGGUUACCGCGGUAACCAGAGUAUCAGAAACCUUUUCAGGAGAAACCGCUGGGGGGCUAACUGCACCGAGUGUCCCUGGCGGGCAGCAGAACAAAAGCCACAGUGAGGCUGUGUCCAAAACUUCAAGUCAAUCAGUGAGUGCAGUGAAGAACUGGAGUUCAGGUUCUGUGAGGACAAGUACCUCCAUCACUUCAGAGAAAUUCUCUUCCAUCACAAAGUCCACAUCGGCUACAAGCUAUGGAGUGACUGGUGGAACCCAGGCUAGCGAGAGCAUGACAGCCAGCCAGCAGGAUGUAGCCCCCAAAUCCCACUCCCCACCUCCAGCACAGCGGCCAGUGGAAAAACGGAGAGAGUUGGUGAGGUCUCAGACUCUGCCCCGCACUUCAGGAACGCAGGCCAGAAAGGCGCUCUUUGAGAAGUUCGACCAGGACCGUGGAAAGGGGAAAGGGGAGGUCAGGCCUAAACUGAAGAGGUCGCAGAGCUUUGGAGUUGCCAGUGCCAGCAGCAUCAAGCAGAUCCUCCUGGAGUGGUGCCGUUCCAAAACCAUUGGCUAUAAGCAUCUUGACCUGCAGAACUUCUCGUCCAGCUGGAGUGAUGGGAUGGCAUUUUGUGCUCUUGUCCACUCAUUUUUCCCUGAAGCCUUUGAUUACAACACACUCGACCCUGCGAAGCGCAAGGAGAAUUUCGAACUGGCGUUCACCAUGGCAGAGAAAAUGGCCAGUUGUGACCGCCUGAUAGAAGUGGAUGACAUGAUGGUGAUGGGCCGCAAGCCGGACCCCAUGUGCGUCUUCACCUACGUGCAGUCCCUCUACAACCACCUCCGCCGCUUUGAAUGAAGCCGGGAAGGUCCUCGUCCGCCCUGAGAGGACUGUGACAGCGAGAAUGGGGCUUGGCUGCAGCUCCUCUCGUUCCCCAGCGCUUGCUGCUGCUCCGCCGCUUGCGUCACUGACAAGACAGCCACUGAGGAGGCGCCCAAAUUUCUGGAUACCGGGACAAGCCAAAAGGAAACCCGGGCGCAUGGCUCCGGGGCUAGUUAAAAGUAGGAUUUCCUGAACCAGACCAAUCCAGUUUCUGAAAUGGAUUCGGAGAGGCCAGCUGGAAACCUCCAGGGCUGCUGAACCUAUCAGGUUCCAGUUCUCUGACCCAGGAACAGGGCCCUUUCCUUACCCCCAUCUCUUAAGUAAGAAAGCAGGCAAAAAUGGCCCACAGGGGGAGACUUCAUGAUGUUGGAUGGGGACAAGCAUGAGUUACAGCACAUUCAGAAGCUCCUGAAGGUUGGCCUGCCAUGAGUCAAAACUUGCAACUGCCCCUGGGAGAUUACAAAGGCUUACAUCUAGCCAUUUAAUCACCACUUCCUAGGCAGCGGAAGUGUUCCUUGUGACCAGCUAUUGUCAAAAAAUGCAAACCAGGCAGAUCAUGUGAGUCUGGUUGGAACACCAGCUGGAGCCUGGGUUUUUUUGGUAUGCAAAAAAUUCCUCCUUGCCCCAGGCUGAGUUGGCUGACAAUUACCUUCCACCUAUCCCCCAUUGCUGUUGUGGGUAAGCUGUUCUAUUGGUUUGUCCACAGAGUAAUCCCUCACUUUGUAGGUGCCUGGGGGGGGGGGGUGGUGGUGGCUUACUCCUCCUUAGGAUACACUAAAUUUGGGAGAUGCUUGGAAGCCGUCAAUAGCCUGUCCCAAUGGGUCACCACGUUGCACUGGAAACCCUAUAUGCCCUUCUGUGCAGCUGUAACCUGCCCAUGCUCUGUGCCAGAAGGGCACAGUUCCACUCCCUAAGUAAAUUAUGCAAAUCAAGCAAUAUGCUAUGAAAAUAAACUAUAUUUGCAUGGCCAUAGCCUACUUUUGCAAGCUGUGGGGAGGAAAAAGAAGUUAAACAGACCAUUGAAACAGUCUCCCCCUUCACUGAGAAUUUUGUUCUGCUCCCCCUUCGGCUUCAUCUUCUGACCUAUCUCACACUCACCUCUAUAGCCAUAAAGGCUAGAGGCAUAGUAGUUUAACAAGUGGAGGUCCUCCAUCUCUUCAUUUCUGAUUCAGAGAUUGCAUAGUGUAAUUGGAAUGGCAAGAGACUGGCACCUGCCAACAGGGGGGAUACAGGGACUUGCCCCCACUUCCCUGCACAGCCAAGCCUACCAACAAUUGUGAGACACCCACAAAGAAAGGAGCGUAUCAUUUUCAAGCACCCUCUUAAUCCCAAACAAGCAGGUGAUGGGACUGGCUGGAAGCCUUUGUCCCUAAUUUCAAGUUGGGGAAGGGGUCACUGUAGUCAAAUGAUGAGAGGAAGGAUUCCAGCCCAUUUCAGAGAUGCUGAAUUAGCCGCUUUCGUUUCAGAUCUUCCAUAGCUUGAAUUCAAACUGGGAGAGGUUUGGUUCCCAUGGCUAUGAAGCGCUGGGGAGUUCCUUUCCCCUCCUUUGGUGCCCAAGCAUGCCCCCUUUCCAGCCAAAGUUCCAGCUGGGCAUUGCACUCAGUCCAGGGAGCUCUGCCAAGCACUGCUGGGCUGGGAUAGCAUUUUGUAGGCGGCUUUCUGUGAAAUCCCUACAUCUGCUUGCUGCAACAUCUGCCUAAGACAAUGUUACCUGCCUCGCCUCUCCUAAAUCAGCCUGAAUAUCACCGGCGGACGAAGGGUGUGCUUGUGCUAUUAGCCCACAUGCGACAUGUUUAAAGAAAACCAGCCAUCAAUUCCACUGCCGUUCGAGCCAAUUGGGCAAAGGUGCUUCCUGAGAAGCCAUCCAGCUUGCUCAGGCUACCAGGAUCCAUUCCUGAGUUUUGGCUCACUGUUUCUUUGCUGUUAUUUAUAAGAAAAAGCUGCUUUGGUUGUGUACCAAAGGGCCAUUUCUAAUAAAAUAUAUCAAAGACA